AUGUCGGACCCAUAUCGCCAGUACCCGCCCUAUAACGCUGCAGCUCCAGGUCCGCACCCUAGCGGCGGGGCAUACUAUGCGCCCCAGGACGCCCCGCAUGAUUAUGGUUCUCAGCAACCAUAUGGGCAGCCUGGCCAGCUUCAACAGUAUACAGGUGCCUACAAUUCCCAGUAUGAUUUGAGCCAGCAAGCGCAACAGUAUCAGCAGCCGCCGCAGAGGGAUUUUCUGAGCCCGUCUGAUGCGCUAGGGUACCAGCAUGCGCCCGGAAACCACGAAGCUAGAGGUCGCCAGGGCAGCAACGCUGAGUAUUAG
Molecule: messenger RNA, 312 nt
Organism: Aspergillus viridinutans
Lineage: Eukaryota; Fungi; Ascomycota; Eurotiomycetes; Eurotiales; Aspergillaceae
Exons: 1
Coding region: 1-312 (103 amino acids)
Source: RefSeq, a predicted model, not a curated record